AUGAUGGAAGGUGAAGGAGUGUACAAAUGGUCUAAUGGCACUUAUUACAAAGGAGAAUUUCAACAGAACCAGAUGCAUGGAACAGGCUUGUUACAGUGGCAUAAUAAUUGUUGGUACAAAGGUGAUUUCGAGAAUUGUUAUCAACAUGGUAGAGGAUUAUACGUAGACAGUGACAAUCGUUUUAUGUAUACUGGUCAGUGGCUGAAGGGCCGCAGAAACGGAAAAGGUUAUGCUCGUUACCAAGAUAACAGUUCGUACGACGGUGAUUGGGUAAUGGACAGAAUGUGCGGAUUUGGAUUACGAAUUUACUCGGAUGGGUCUCGUUAUAUGGGUCAAUGGAAAUAUGGUCUUCGCCACGGUAACGGAACUAUGGUGUGGGCUAAUGGGGACAUUUACCGUGGAGAAUGGAAACACGGUUUAAUGAAUGGUUAUGGAAUGUUCGUAUGGAACGCGUUUUUCAACAAAACAUUUACGUGGCCUCAGGAGACUUCGUUCGUAGGUCAUUGGCAUAAUGGAAAGCGUCAUGGCAAGGGAGAGAUCAAAUUUAACACAAUUGGGGGUGCUAAAUAUUCUGGGUAUUGGAAGGACAACAAAAAACAUGGCCCUGGAAUUAUAAUAGGGAACAAUGGAGACAAGAUAGAAGCCGAUCCAUUAUUUCAAAAUGAUAUUUUGAUUUCAUCCGAUAUCACGAACAAUAGUAUUCAAGAUCAAUCGGCAUCCGAUGCUGUGGAUCAAUGUAUGCCUUUUACAAGAGAAUCCAAUGUUUCAUUUGUUGAAAUGGCAACUAAAUUAAGGAUAACUCCUGUAACCCCAGUUUUAAGACCGGAACAAUUUCCAUCUUUGUCCUAUUAUCUCGCGCGAUUACUGGACCCAAAAAGCUUAGAGGAUCCUGUAAUACGUUCAGUUCCAUCGGGAAAAUGUUACUUUUGUGACAACCGAUCUUGCUCCUGUCUAGCAUCAUCGAUCUCUGAUGUAUCUGAGAGCGAAGAAAAGAUUGAUACGACAAAAGAAAUGGAGGAUUCUAUUAAAUCUGAACGAGAAUAUGAAGAGCGUUGGGCAUACAAUUGUCUGACGAUGCAUAUGUUACGUUUGCGAGAAAUUUAUGCGAAUUUCGCCAAAUUAUUUUCAAUCUCGCCACCAGACUGUAAUCUUGUUAUGUGCAGAAUGUGUUUAUGGCAAUUCUGGCGAGAUUGUAAAGUUCAUGAAAGAGGUUUAAGCUUGAUAGAAAUCGAUAAUUAUAUUGCAAAAAAUCAGUCCACUAUUGUGAAAGAUCCCCAUGAUCCGUUCGAAAAAAUCGAGAUAUGGCAAUUUCUGCAUUCACUGCUAGAAGUUUCGUGGCAUUUGUACGGUAAAUCUGAUAAUUCAGAGAACCACCGUGAAAUAAAUGGAAAACUAGCCGGUAGUUUGCAUAAAUUUUUGAAAAACGACGUCUAUCCGAACGUUGAAAAUCACAUAGGCAGUUUGUGUCGUGAGUACACAAAUUUGUUACCUAUGAGUUCCGUAUUCAAAUUGAACCAAAGCAUCGGAUAUCCAUGUUCGGCAAAAAAUCUUCUUCGAGCUACGUCUAUAUCAGAAGGUACAGAGUAUUCGCAGCCUUCUUCGGUACAUGGCAAAAUGACGGAAAACUUUCCGAAUGGAAUCAACGCUAUAUCGAUAGGUGAUAGAAUGAGUUACCUAUUAAAAAUCAAUGAUAUUUUCACGGUACCGCAUCAGGAAACCAGUACAUCAAAACACUAUGGUAGUAACCAAACUGACGGACUAUUAAUCUUUAAAGAAUUAGGGGCUACGAAGAUGUUCGAAAUUAUAGCAUCAGUAUGCUCCGGUGUGAAAGACCCUGAUAAUGGUAUCAUCAUCAACAUGGACUACGAGGUUUAA
Messenger RNA from Megalopta genalis, 1875 nucleotides. The record is from RefSeq and is a predicted model, not a curated record. Lineage: Eukaryota; Metazoa; Arthropoda; Insecta; Hymenoptera; Halictidae.